AUGCUGGAAGAUCAACUAGAUAAAAAUGAGGUCAUUGAAGACAAGAAAGUUGAAAUUACCGAAGAAAUAGAUACUGCUGAAUCUGGUCAACUGAAACAACAAAAAAUUGAUGAAAUAAUGAAAUAUAAACAAGAAUCAACAUUACUUAUAGGUAAUUUAAAGCAACUACAACAUUUAAAUGAUAAAUUACAAAAUGAUUUAAUAUAUAUACAAGAUUAUAUAAGUAAACUAAUAAAUCAAUAA
Lodderomyces jiufengensis is the source of this 243-nucleotide messenger RNA. RefSeq lists its product as uncharacterized. The transcript has a single exon. The coding region runs from base 1 to 243 and encodes 80 amino acids. The record is from RefSeq and is a predicted model, not a curated record. Lineage: Eukaryota; Fungi; Ascomycota; Pichiomycetes; Serinales; Debaryomycetaceae.